CUGUUAUUUCUUCUCUUGGUGUGUGUAACCUUGAUUUCAUCUAAGUAAUUCUGGGUACCUGGCACAUCAGAGACAGUGGGAGACUCUUACUAUAGUAUAUUAUCUGCAUGGAACAUGUUCCACAUCUGCCUCUUACACUCAACACACCAGAUUCAUCACAAUACAGUACCAGAUUCAUAGACUUACAGAAUGGUUUGAGUUGGAAUGGACCUUAAAACUCAUCCACCCUCUACCAUGGGUAGGGUCACCUUCCAGUAGACUAGGUUGCUCCAAACCAUGUCCAGCCUAGCCUUGAACACUUUUGGAAUGGGGAACUCACAACUUCUCUGGUACCAAUAGUAUCAGAUUUCUUACAUAUUUGGUUCCUUUGAAGAUGAACAAACAGACUUUGAAAGAAGGAGUAGAUGUCACCAGGUUUGGCUGCACUUGCUUUGGCAGCAUUAUUAUCUUCUAUUCCACUUGCAUCACAGAAAGUCUUCCCAAACCUGUAUACUUCUGGUUAGCAAAAUGGAUAAAAUGGACAAAUUCAAGGUGGUAUUACUGAAGGCAUAGAAAGGAAUACCAAAAUUGUAUCACUGUCCUUUUGUUUCUUUGAGUCUACUGAAACUCAGUAGAACUGGAUGAAUUACUUGAGUGCAAGCAAAUGUUUUCUCUUUCCUGUUAGUCUGUGCUUGUUCUUAAUUCCUGAGAGCACUUUGUGUAAGAAUGAUUUUUGUCUAUGUCUUUAGAUGUCAAGGUGCAAUAUGUCUCAUUUUUUCAAAGCAGAUUUGCCUGACAUUAAGACUCAGCUGCAGCAUUUGUGGAGUCAAAGACUACCAAACUGCAACCAACAAGGAUAAUGGGACAAGGAAGAUUGGAAAAAUCAGGGGUAAUGGUCAAACCACAUGCUAGUCACAUUCAAGCUCUCUUUACUGGCAGUCAUUCUCCUGCUGUUUUUCUCCCCAUGCCAAAUCAUGCAGCUUUCCUCUUCCGACCCUAAUAGACCACCCACCCUGCUACAUAAACAAAUUCUACCAUGUCUCUCUUGCUUUGCAGAAUAAUACGCUGAGUUUUCAGUGGCAGACCAGAACAGCAGAGCUGGUCUCACUCUUGGGUGGAUACCUCUCGCUUUCAAAAGCAACUUCUUUAGUGGUUACGUCCCACAGAGCCCUUUGGGACACUUGGGACCCCACCCACACCGUUCCCCUUUGUGACGAGGAGGCUGCGUGUGCCCAGAGCCCAUUGUGACACCUGGGGCCACGCCCUGACCAGGCGGGUAUAAAAGGGCACGGAGAGCCCGGCGGUGCCCACUCCCAGGAGAGCAGCUCCGGCAGGAGACAGCGGCUCCGGCAGGAGACAGCGGCUCCCGGGAGAAGGCGGAGUGUGAGCAAGUCGGAAAUGUCUAUGGACAUGGAGACGAGCUCAUCCACAAAGCCAGAGAACACCUCUCCGAAGAAGGCGAUGGGGCAGCACGCAGCUGCCUCGGGGCCUGGGCCGGGCUUGCCAUGGGCGAGGGAACUGCUGCACCGUGACUCCUGGGCUGGGCCUGCCGCGCAGGUGGCAGCACCAGAGAGCCGGGCAGCGGCCCCUCAUAGCCUCAGGGCCUGCGCCUGGGCUCUGCUGCACUUGCUGUGGUGCGGCUUCCUUGCCAUCCUGAGCAAGGUGCUGGCUGUGAUCUGGAGAUGCGGCCAGCAGCUGGGCCUGGCUCAGGGCACGGGCUCGGGGACGGCGGCAGCAGCCGCCGCAGCAGGGGCAGAGAGCGGGGCAGCUGCCCCGCACGGCCCCAGCUGCGUCCCCGGCCCCUCAGCAACACAGGAAGCUCACGGGCAGUGGGCAGCACCGAGGGUAGUUCUGCCAGAACUGCAGAACGAGGAGGGGGACAUCUCAGAGGAUGUCCGGUCCAGCACCAGUGGGGUUGAGAGCUACUCGGCAUUGCUGCCGCUGCUGAUGUCAACAUCAGACACCAGCUCUACAUGUAGCUCUGACCCCAAACUCCUGGAGCUUUGGACCGGCACAAAAACCGAAGAUCGAGCAGCUGUGAAAAGGCGAUAA
Messenger RNA from Cyanistes caeruleus (blue tit), 2031 nucleotides. The record is from RefSeq and is a predicted model, not a curated record. NCBI's taxonomy places the organism in Eukaryota, Metazoa, Chordata, Aves, Passeriformes, Paridae.